GGAGAGAAUUUGGGUAGGGGUCCUUUUAAGUCCCCAAGGCUCCUGUUUUCGAUGGGACCGACGUGUCCUAUCCCUCGUGGUCACAGAAUUUUCUGCUGAGUGCCCGGCACAACAAUCUGUUUGAAGCGUUUGUUUCUGAGACUGAGAUUCCAAUUGCUGACAUUGGUUUCGACUUGACCCCCUGGGUAGAGAAAGGAUUCAGUGUGGGUGUGCUGCGUCAGGCUGAAAUGGGAUGGUGGUUUCUGUUUGAUUGCUUGAAGAAGGAAAGUCUGAAAACUAUGGCUAGGCACGCUGGUUCCCCCAGCAAGGCGUUCCGAGUGCUCAAAGAUCACUUCCUACCGUUGAGCCAGAGUCAGAUUCGUGUGCAAGAGGAGAAACUCAAGUCAUUGCGCAUGCGUUCGAAUGAGAAUCCCUCCAUCUUCUUUACAUCUAUGAGAGAGACGCUUGGUGUGCUUCAGAUGCUGGAAGUUAAGAAAGAGGACAGAGAGGUAUGCAACCUGAUGCUCGGGGGAUUGUCACAUGAGUAUAAGACCCUGCGUGAAACUCUGGUGGUGUUCUGUCCGAAUGACCCGUCGUUCAUAGAGACUAAAGUGCGUGAGAGGUAUCUCGACUUGCUGACUCAACCUGGUCCGAAGAAACACAGUGUUGCACUCAUGUCUAGACCUGUGAGGAAGAGUGCGAAGAAGCAGAACCAGAAGUCAAAGUCUAACUCCGAGUCUGAUUCGUCUAAGAAAAAGAUUUUUCAGGGGAAGUGUUUCGAGUGUGGGGAGAAGGGUCACCUGAAGAUGGACUGCCUGGCUCGUGUGAUAGCUCAUCCCUCUCAGACCGGACCAUCCGAGGACGACAAGGAUGAGAACGGUGAGAAGUCUGACUUGGUGUUGUUGUUAUCUCAAGCCAACUCAAGCGAAUGGAGUGGUGGCAAGUACAUUGCAGCAAUGUAUGCCAAAAUCAUGCAGAAGUGGCAGGAGUCCCGUGGUAGCAGUAGAAAUGAUGCUGUUUUGGAACACCAUGAUACCAUGUAUCUUGAAGCGUUGUAUACCGAAGCAGAGGAUGAGUUGAAGAAGUACGUCGGCAGUGACCGUGUUGUCCGUGAUUCUAUUCGCGAACACUCCACUCUUACGAAGAAGGAUAGAUGCAUCGAAGAUUGGUAUGCGGACACGGGUACAGCUUUCCACAUGACAGACUCUCUCUCUUGCAUGAAGGAUGUGAAACCUUGCCACAAGAAAGUAAAAGGAAUUGGUGGCGUAACUUGUGAGGCGAAAGUUCUGUUUGGGCAUGUGCAGUUACCUAAGACUGAUAGACUCUGGGCGGAGGCCAUGCACUGGGCCUGCGAGGCACUCAAUCACACGGCUUGUUCUGCUAACCCCGACUCCAAAUCGCCGUAUGAAAUGUGGUAUGGGGAAGCUCGUCCUGCUAGACCGUAUCCGUUUUUGAAGCCAGCGUACUGUAAAUGGCAGCGACCGUCUAAGCUGCUACCGAAGGGUGAGAGUUGCUUUUAUGUUGGUCCUUCGAGAGACCACCCACGUGAUUGUCAUAGAGUACUCACCAGAGCUGGGACUAUUCAGGAAACGAGGAACGUAACGUGGGAAGCGUUGCCGUCACAGCUCCCUCCACCGCAACCUCCGCUGCCGAUAGAGGUCGCAGAGGAGGAAGGGGAGGAAAGUGACGACGAUGUAGAAGCUGAGGGAGGGCAGGAAACGGGGGAAGUAGAGUCCGAAGAUCCGGGAGAGCAUGAUGAAGUAGAGUCGGAGGAUCCGGGAGGGCAUGAAGAAGAGUCUAUGGAUCAGGGAGGGCAGGAUACAGAGUCGGCGGGGCCGGGAGGGCAGGAAGUAGAGGUGGAGGCAUCUCCUCCAGCCGCUCGCCGUCCGCAGCAUGUCGUUGACCUUGCUGAUUUUAAUACUGCUGCGCGUGAGAGUGAUGAGGUCCGAGCUGGUAGAACUCGUGCGCAAACCCGUGCGAUAAAUCAGCAGAGCGUAUCCGGCCUUGUGGCUACUCUAGGACCCAUCUCAGCAUCAGAGAUAGUACAUGCACUCAUAGCGGAGCAGAGAGCAGGUGAUGCAGUAGAAUUGCCGAAAGAGCUCAUUCAGGACGUAGAGCCAGAGCCUGGUAGCUAUCAAGAAGCUCUGCGAUCGAAGCAUGCCACGAUUUGGGAUAAAGCCAUGUCUGCAGAAGUUGAAGGCUUGAUACGAGCAGGAACGUUCACGUUAGCAGCAAAAAUCCCAGAAGGUUGUAACGUGAUUGAUGCUAGAUGGGUUUUCAAAUGGAAAGCAGACGAAACAGGAAAGAUAGUAAAGGCCAAGGCUAGGCUUGUAGCGAAGGGCUUCAAGCAGAAGCAUGGGGUGGACUAUCUUGAGACUUUCUCGCCUACUGCAAAUGCUGCAUCGAUUCGAUUGGUAGUAGCAUUGGCGUGCAAGUAUAACUUGGAAUUACUCCACUUAGACAUUGAGCAAGCCUUUGUUCAGUCGAAAUUGGAUCACGAGGUGUUCAUGAAGUUGCCUCCUGGCUGUGAUUCGAUGUCAGGAAAAAUUGUCCGUUUGAACAAGAGUUUGUACGGUUUGAAGCAAGCAUCUAGAACAUUUUACAAGAGGCUCGUGUCGGACCUGCUUCGGAUAGGUUUCGAGCAGUCUCUGUCUGAUCCCUGUGUCCUGCGUUUCAUGAUGGGAGACGAGGUGAUGGGUAUAAUCGCGAUUCAUGUGGAUGACAUUCUGUAUGCAGGAACGAAGAGGCUUGCCGAGGUGAUUGUAGAGGCACUAGGUGACUCUCUUCCUACGAAGAAUUUGGGAGAAGUCAGAUUUUUUCUUGGUUGCGCAUUUAGUCGCGACCGCGAGGCUGGCACGAUUGAGAUUUCUCAAGAGAGUUACAUCAGGAGUGUUCUAGAGAGAUUCAAUAUUUGUCGCACCAGCUCGAUCCCCGCUUCCCCUGCCAACGAUAGCAGGUCCGUGAUGGAGGAUGAGGAGGCAGGAGAUGUGCCGUUCAGGGAAGUGGUGGGAUGCCUGAUGUGGAUCGCCAACAAUACGAGGCCAGAAACUUCGAACGCUGUGCGGACGGUGGCGAGACACUCUCACGAGCCCAAGAAGAGUGACUGGAAGGCAGCCCAGAAGAUUUUGAGUUAUCCAAAGGAAACGGCACAUCUAACUCUGAAGUACAAGCAGGACACUACGGUAGACGUAGGCACGUAAGUGUACGUAGACGCUGACUUUGCCAGCAAGGCCACUGA
Molecule: messenger RNA, 3217 nt
Organism: Ectocarpus sp. CCAP 1310/34
Lineage: Eukaryota; Phaeophyceae; Ectocarpales; Ectocarpaceae
Source: the annotation of a GenBank genome assembly